Messenger RNA from Prunus armeniaca (apricot), 207 nucleotides. NCBI's taxonomy places the organism in Eukaryota, Viridiplantae, Streptophyta, Magnoliopsida, Rosales, Rosaceae. The record is from the annotation of a GenBank genome assembly.
AUGGUUCUGAAAGUGCUUCCUUACUCUUUCAUAAUUCCUGUACCGAUUAGAGCAUUUCCAGCAAGCAGGCUGGGGGGAGGGCUGGGGGGGGGCUGGGGGAAAAUGCUGUUUCCAGCAACACAAAGCUGCCAGGGCAAGGAGUGGGGCCCAGCUACCUGGGCUGGCCCGAAGGGGAGGCUGGCCCGAGCGCCAGCCCGGGCAAUCUGA